CGAACGGCAUUAAUAUUCCAAAUUCUCAACUACACGGCGCCUAAGAGAAAAAACCUCCACCAAGAACUACUGGUGGCAGAGCCCAAACCUCAGACCCUUUCAUUUCAAACACUUCUUCACACUCAUCCAAAAUAAAAGUCUUACUUAACAGAUUUUGUUUUUCUCUCUUCGAUUCCUCAACAAAUUUCACCAUCAAUAUUCUUAAUUCUCACCUACCUCUCUCCCUCUCUUCGAUCAAAUCGCUCUUCUUCCUUGUUUUCGCUUUUGAUUUCUUCAGUUUCUUCUUCUUCUUCUCAUCGUUUUAAUGGCCGCCGCAGCCUUAGAUCCUUCCUCCCUCCAAUUCACCUCUACUUGGGCUGUAGCUGCUGUUUGUUUCUUCUUCAUCUCCCUCUCUUUAUUCCUCGAACAUUUAAUUCAUCUCCUCUCCAAUUGGUUGAAGCGGAAGAGGAAAGCAGCAUUGUUCGAAGCGGUAGAGAAGCUAAAAUCAGUAUUGAUGCUUCUAGGGUUCAUGUCGCUAACUCUGACGGUAACUCAACAACCUGUAUCUAAGAUUUGUAUUCCGAAUAGCGUAGCGUAUACGAUGCUUCCGUGCCAGAGAGAAAUACAGAUCACGGCGAGUAAGAAUUUGGAGAUGGAGAAAUUCCAAUCAAAUCAGUCGUUUUCAUGGUUAACGGAGAAAGUUGAGAGCAGUAGUAGUAACGACGAUUCUUCUUCAUCUUCUUCUUCUUCAUCUUCUUCUUCGGAUUACUGUAGUGCGAAGGGGAAAGCGUCAUUGAUGUCGCAAGGUGGAAUGAAUCAACUCAACAAUUUCAUAUUUGUGUUGGCUGUUAUGCAGAUUCUUUACAGUGUUCUCACCAUGGCAUUAGGAAGAGCCAAGAUGAGGCGUUGGAAAGCUUGGGAGGAAGAAACCAAUACGUUGGAUUAUCAAGUGGCCAAUGAUCCAAAUCGUUUUAGACUGACAAGGCAAACUACAUUUGGACGUCGGCACAUCAGUUCUUGUGCAACACCAUCAUUUCUUCUCUGGACUAAAUGCUUCUUCAGACAGUUCUUUCGUUCUGUGGCCAAAGUUGACUACUUGACCCUUCGCCACGGUUUCAUCUCGACUCAUGUACCUGGAAACACUUCCUUCAACUUCCAAAAGUACAUUGAAAGAUCAUUACACGAUGACUUCAAAGUCGUCGUUGGCAUCAGUCCUUUCAUGUGGCUCAUAGUAGUUAUCUUCAUUCUAGUGGACGUACAUGGCUGGAAUGCAUAUCUCUGGGUGUCUUUCCUUCCGCUAAUUAUAGUGUUAGCUCUUGGAACAAAACUUGAAGUAAUAGUAGCAAGGCUUGCCCUUGAGCUUCAAAACAAGACAGAUGUGGUCAAAGGAGCUCCAAUGGUUCAACCAAGUGAUGAUCUCUUUUGGUUUAAUCACCCCAAAUUUGUACUCACCCUUCUUCAUUUCACUUUGUUUAUGAAUGCCUUCGAAUUUUCAUUUUUCAUCUGGGUUACGCUACAAUAUGGGAUAAAAUCUUGCUACCAUGAAAACGUGGUGGUCAUCGUCAUUAGAGUGGUCUUAGCGGUCACAGUCCAAGUUUUGUGCAGCUACAUUACUUUGCCUCUCUAUGCUCUUGUCACACAGAUGGGGUCACAGUUCAAAGCUGCAGCAUUAGAAGAAAACACGGCCAAAGCCAUAAAGAAAUGGCACAAAGAUGUGAAACAAAAGAGAAAGAAGCAUUCCCAUCACCAUGACCUUGACUCAAGCCAGCACCAAGAAGGCUCGUCACACUCCGCCUCCGAGCGCCCAUCGUCUCGAGUUUUCGAGGGUAGUAGCCGAACACUAAAUUCGGAUCAAGAGAUGAGCUCUUCUCAUCAUAGAGCUCUCUCUUUUUCUGAGCUCAACGGUGUUAGUAUUAUUGAGUGUGAUGAGAUUGUUGAAGAAAAACUCAGAGAUACUGUAGUAACAAAAGAUGAAUCUGCAGUUUCAAAUAAGGUAAUAAAGAUAGAAAUAGGAGAGAUUAGUGAAAUUCAUGAAGAGAAGAUUAUCUUAAGUACUCCUCAAAAUGAAAGACGAAUUUCGUAGAUUUUGAAUUGAGCUUUAAUUUUGUCAUUGAUUUCAUGUAAAAACUUUUGGUGUUUGUGCUGUAAAAACAUUGUCCAACCUGAUGAAUAUAUAAAUAUGAUGUUCAUAUA
Cucumis melo (muskmelon) is the source of this 2172-nucleotide messenger RNA. RefSeq names its product MLO-like protein 3. The coding region runs from base 305 to 2062 and encodes 585 amino acids. The transcript is spliced from 15 exons. Gene Ontology annotation, cellular component: membrane. Lineage: Eukaryota; Viridiplantae; Streptophyta; Magnoliopsida; Cucurbitales; Cucurbitaceae. The record is from RefSeq and is a predicted model, not a curated record. Gene Ontology annotation, biological process: defense response.